This is a messenger RNA of Diaporthe amygdali, 2025 nucleotides long. Its product is annotated as nf-x1-type zinc finger protein nfxl1. NCBI's taxonomy places the organism in Eukaryota, Fungi, Ascomycota, Sordariomycetes, Diaporthales, Diaporthaceae. Gene Ontology annotation, biological process: negative regulation of transcription by RNA polymerase II. Gene Ontology annotation, molecular function: DNA-binding transcription factor activity, RNA polymerase II-specific; RNA polymerase II transcription regulatory region sequence-specific DNA binding. Bases 1 to 2025 code for a protein of 674 amino acids. The record is from RefSeq and is a predicted model, not a curated record. Gene Ontology annotation, cellular component: nucleus. The transcript is spliced from 8 exons.
AUGGCUGAACCUCAGGUCACGCCGGUCACACCGGCACCGACACAGUCAUCCUCACAGAGGGGCACUUCAAACUCAAACAGGAGAGGCAGAUCCGGCCGGGGAAGAGGCCGAGGAGCGCAUAACAGAGCUCUCGCUCAUGGAAGCGGAGGACCACCGCGGUCGAGCGGCAAUGCUGACCCAGCCACCGCACAAAACCCAAGCAUGCCCGCCGAGGAGAGGCCUUCUAGCUCAGUAGAGCCCAGAAUUGCAACCUCAAGAGGCAGGGGGGAUAGGAGGGGCGGGAGGCGAGGAGGCAGGGGAGGCCAGGCUGGCCAGGGAACCCAGAUUGCUCCUCGCAGAGCAUUCGGCGGGCAUCUGUCAUCUGCAGUGGAUCAAGAAGCUGCAACAUCUCUUAGUGCCGAUGCUCCUUCCUUCGUCCCAGGCCAGCCCAUAUCACAGAGGGAGAGGCGACCGCCCAAGUCGAAGCCACAGGAUGCGCCAAAACCCCUCCCCAGAAGAGCAUCCAAGUCUGAGGCGCCAGACUUGACGACUCGUAUCCACGAGGACAUCGAUAAUGGACAGUACGAAUGCGUCAUCUGCUCAUCUGAAGUCGUUCGGACGUCACCUGUAACGAGGUUUGCGGAGAUUUACUACCCUGUGGAGAGCAUUUCUGCAGUCAAACUUGUCAUCCUGGUCUUUGCGGGUCUUGCAGUGUCCCAGUGCUUUCGACCUGCUACUGUGUUGCAGGCCGAUUCCACAGGAGAGCCCGAUGAUCCCACCGGCACCUGGUAUGAAGGCUCAUUCGCAUGCGAGCAAGGCUGCGGGCGGAAAUACGACUGCGACUUCCACACAAACACUUCUGUGAGCAACUCUGCCAUCGAGGAAGUUGCAACUCCUGCCUCGAGGCAAUAUUUGAGGAAAUUAGCUGUGCUUGCGGUCGCACACGGCUCUAUCCUCCUCAGCCAUGUGGUACGCAGCCUCCUCAAUGUUGAGCACCAGUGCCACCCGGACGACGUGGACUGUCCAAAAUGCCCGUUCCUGGUCGAAAAGCGAUGCAUCUGCGGCAAAGAGAUCCUGAAGAACCAGCCAUUUUGCACGCAUGUCAAAAUCUUUGCCAUCGAGAAGAAACGGAACCGACAGCUUGCCGAAGCGCUCAAUGUCGACCCAGAUCACACGGAUGAUCACAUUCCCUACCAGGCCGUCACGCUCAAGCUCUUCCGGGACAACACCCAGUGGGGCCAGACGCAGGAGCGUGAGUUCCGCGUCUUCGCCGAGUCGAACCUGCGCAACAUGCGGUUCAAACCCAUGAAGUCGUACCAGCGGCAAUUCUUACACGCACUGGCGGAGGAUUUUGGUUUGGACUCCGAGAGCCAGGAUCCCGAGCCCCACCGACAUGUCAGCAUCUUCAAGGGCCCGCGCUUCGUGUCCGCCCCGAAGAAGACACUGAUGCAGUGCGUGCGGAUCGCCAAGGCAGCCGCGCCAGCACGUGCAGAGGCACCCACGAAGCCCGCCCAGCAGCCGUACAACGCCCUGCUGCUGUCGAGGCCGAAAUUCGGCCUCACCAUCGAGGAGCUGGACUCCGCUCUCGCCGCCGACCUAGCCUCCGCGGUCCCAGCAGAGCACAAGAACAACCUCGCCUUCGCGACCAGCUUCCUCCCUACGGACGAGGUCCUCAUUAAAGCCACGACUAAGACGAUCGCCGCGACCAUAGCCUCGGGGACCCUGACCCCGGCACAGGUGGAGUCGCUCCUCGCCACGCUCAAGCCAAAGGUCGCCAAGGCCAUUGCGGCCGGCGGCCUGGCCGGCGGGGUGGUUCUGUGCACGGCCGACGCCACCUCGCUCCACGUCCUGCGGCGCGAAGGCGACGGUUCCGGCGGCAACGGCGGCGGCUGGUCCCAGGUCGCGAGUCGCGGCGCCGCCCGACCUAGGCAGUGGGCCGCGGCGCCGGUCAUCGACGCCAAGGUCCCCGGUACUGGGUUCGUCGCGCUGCGGCGGCUCGGCGCGAGGAAGCAGGAUAGCAAGGGGGAGGUGCCCGCGGAGGAGUAG